Molecule: messenger RNA, 1522 nt
Organism: Culex quinquefasciatus (southern house mosquito)
Lineage: Eukaryota; Metazoa; Arthropoda; Insecta; Diptera; Culicidae
Gene: Or47b
Product: putative odorant receptor 92a
Exons: 6
Coding region: 35-1240 (401 amino acids)
Biological process (GO): detection of chemical stimulus involved in sensory perception of smell; sensory perception of smell
Cellular component (GO): plasma membrane
Molecular function (GO): odorant binding; olfactory receptor activity
Source: RefSeq, a predicted model, not a curated record
GUAUCUGCUUAGAAGUUAUAACGAGGUAGCAACAAUGAGGCCACAUUUCGAUCGGAUGAAACGCAUUUUCAAGGGCUUGGAAUAUCCGGACACAAUUUGCAUUUCCUAUUCGCUGAAAAUGUUAACUUUCCUAGGGCAGUGGCAACAUCAGCAGCAAACCAGAAGAUAUUGGACAUAUUUACAAGCGUUGAAUUGUGCGAUGAUAUUUCACGUGUGCACCCUGAUGUGGGAUUUGUGCGUGGUUUACAAUGACAUUAUUCUUUUUGGCGAUGACAUGUGCGUAGUUUCUGGCGUCGCACUGGUUAUGUAUAAGAAAUUCUAUCACAACUACUACAGCGUUCAGUUUGAGCAAAUUUUCGAACAGUUGAAGCGUUACAGUGAGCAAAAUAAUCAACGCGAUGAAACGAUUCGAAAACUGCAACGAAAAUAUCACAUUGAGGAGUACGUGCUGAUUAUUGGGACCAUUUUCCUGGGACUUGCGACAGUUGUGAGCCUAAAUGGGCAUGCAUUGUUUGACUCUACCAUACCGCUCAGAGCUAUAUAUCCAAUAGAAUUAGAUACAGAUCAGCGAAUCAUUGCUGUUACAAUCUUUCAAUUUGUUAUGAGCAUUUUCCUAAUCGAAGGAAUUGUAUUUUUCGAUGGAAUCGGAGGACAAGUAAUGAGCCAGAUGACCCUACAUUUCCACGUACUCUGUAUUGAUUUCCAACGAAUUGGAAGUGGAUUAGUUGAUUCACCUGAAAACGACUCUCUUGAACGCAAAAGUAACAGUGACAAAAUUAAGUGUGACCUAUUUAAAUUAGUAAAGAGACAUCAAGAGCUUAUACUAUUUGGACAUCGGGCAAAUGCUCUCUACCAGCCGAUGCUUCUGGCUCAGCUCAUAUGCAGUUUGGCUAUGAUUUGCCUAACGGCUUUUGAGGCCACUCUAACAACACAUGAUCCUUUGUUGUUUUUAAAAUUCGCUAUGUUUGCCGUUUCGGUGCUUAUUCAAAUCCUUUACUGGUGCUAUUACGGAAACCGAGUUUCACACAUGUCAACUGAAAUUAAUAACGCUCUGAUCAGUUCAAACUGGAUCGUUGGAAACAAUAGUAUCAAGAAGGAUUACAAGUUUGUUAUGAUGCGCGCUCAAAAACCAUUCCGAUUCAUUGUGUACAACUAUUUCCCGAUUUCAUAUGAAACAUUCAUUUCGGUUUUGAGUCGUUCAUAUUCCUUUUUCACACUUUUCAGAACCAUAAGUGAUUGAAUGCAGAUUUAUUCUAUGUUCGAAAUGAUGUUAAAAUGAAAGUUACUUGCACAAAAUGAGUGGAUUAACAUUUGCAAUGAUUUAAAUGUUUGUUUCGUGUUCUACAACAUGUUGUAUUUACUUUCCGACAUUUUUUUGUUAGAUUUCUUUACAACAGUAUUCAAGCUGACAUUAAUAUUUUAUCUGACAAACAAAAAUUCCAAUUUAGAUCAUUUCCUAAAAAUUAUCAACUUUUUCAAACAUGAAAUAAACCACAGUAUAAAUGCAACUUACAGGAAAAAA